UUCAAUCAAAUUAAAACUCCCUGCCCCAAGGUACGUAGUUAUAUUUCCCCUAGUUAGUUCAUAGAAAGUUUCAUUUUUUAAACCGCCUUGUAAUAAUUAUUUAUUAAAAUUAAUAUUUUGCCUGGAUAAAUGUUAUUACGUACUACGUAAUUAUUUUUGAAUUGCUUGAACGUGCAGCAGUUGUAGUUGAGUUUGGGCGUUGGGUUUUAAUCGUUUUGUAACAUAUAGAACAGGAGGAAUAUAAUAUAGAAUGGCUCGUACAAAGCAAACAGCCCGCAAGUCUACCGGCGGGAAAGCUCCGAGGAAGCAACUCAGUUUUGCUAGAAAGGCUGCCGUGAAACAAGCCCCGACCACCGGUGGGGUGAAGAAGCCGCACCGUUACCGCCCCGGAACUGUUGCUCUCCGGGAAAUACGAAAGUACCAAAAGAGUACAGAUUUGCUACUGAGGAAGCUGCCGUUCCAGAGGCUGGUGCGGGAAAUAGCGCAGGACUUUAAGACGGACCUGAGGUUCCAAAGCCACACGGUUCUGGCUCUCCAGGAGGCUGCCGAAUCCUACUUGGUCGGGUUAUUCGAAGACACCAAUCUCUGCGCCAUUCACGCCAAGCGCGUCACCAUCAUGCCCAAAGACGUCCAGCUUGCCCGCCGUAUCCGCGGCGAGCAGCCUCUUAAAUCUUAGUUGAUUUCCUUUUCUUUUUCAUUAAUCUUAAUACGAAGUAUUAGUUUAUAUAAGUAAGCUAGCCUCACCAGGCCGCCCCCACAUGUAUGUGACUUACAUUCGAAGUACUCGUACAAGUUUGUUUUCGAUUACUCAGUUAAUUACUAGACUACUAAUUACCUAGUUGAUGACAAGAAUUCAAGUUAUCUUAUUAAUGAUUGAUUGAUCCCUUUUUGUG
Messenger RNA from Cuscuta epithymum, 893 nucleotides. The record is from the annotation of a GenBank genome assembly. Lineage: Eukaryota; Viridiplantae; Streptophyta; Magnoliopsida; Solanales; Convolvulaceae.